Messenger RNA from Cryptotermes secundus, 4127 nucleotides. RefSeq lists its product as uncharacterized. NCBI's taxonomy places the organism in Eukaryota, Metazoa, Arthropoda, Insecta, Blattodea, Kalotermitidae. The transcript has 2 exons. The coding region runs from base 2440 to 3537 and encodes 365 amino acids. The record is from RefSeq and is a predicted model, not a curated record.
GCUGAUCCACGUCACACCUCAUCCUUAUUUUCGACAACUAGAGCUUCAACAGGUGACAUCUCUUCUGCUGGCGGAAUUCAUCACCUGGUGCUAGCACUACUAAAGAAAAGAUUUACAUUACAGUCGUGUGGAGAGUGAACCGCCAAACCGAACCCAUGUACCUACUCCAGAACAGGAUUUCUCUGACCCGAGGUCGCUGCUGAAGACCGACUUAUCCGUCUUCAUAGAGCAGAUUGUUAACAUUAAUUAUGAACAGAGGAGCGUUAUAUAAGCGAGUAAUAAAGUAUAUAGGCAGAUUUACGUCCAAACCGGGGAUUUGUAAAUUAUUCAGCUAAAAAUUCCGAAUGGAAGCUGACAGACCUAUAGUUGGGUACAACAGGUCCACUGCUUUUGGUCUGAGACCGGCAGUCCAACAGCAAAUAGAGCAAUGUUGAAAGAUGACAUUUCAGAAGCUAGCAGAUCGCCUUUCUUAAAUCCGCUAACCAUAGUCCAGCGCGAAGAUUGGACACUAUACCCAAGAUAUUGACCCAGAGAGCCGGCCACUGUGCUCCAAAGACGACCACCCCCCACCGAAACAGAAGCGAGAUUAUGACAUCUAUGAUAGAAUAUGAUGACAGGCGGACUGUUGUGUCCAAGAAAGAUAUGGAGACUACCGAAUUACAUAGCUUACACCAAGGAAGUUUUCAAAACCUAGAAGCUUUAAGUUUUAUAGAGUGAACUGUUUGUUCCCAUCUUAUUGUUAGUUGUCAUUUCAUCAUACUUUGCCGGACUCUUUCGUAUGAACUGAAAUUUUAUUAACUUAAAACUACGUAAUAUACAAACAGAUCCGGGAGAUAGUCGCCCUUUUACACUGAGAAGUGACACAGUCCAAGUUUUGCUAUGUGGACCGGAAGUAACAUCUGGUACACUUCCUGGAAUUCUGGCAGUUUCAGCAGAGUCGGAAAGUCUUUGGGAAUUUGAGAGCUGACAGUUUGGGGCGGCUAUAACUUACAAAGAGGAGUGCCUGAGCCUCAUUCCCUGAUCUUAAUACAUCAAGUCGCUGUCAACCUUAGGGUUAGGUCAGUCACUGCCAGAAUCACAUGAUCGGAAAUUCACUAAUUUAGGGAACCUCCUUUUAAACUAGACCAAUAGCAUAUGUUGCAGUUGAUUUCUCUUGGAUUCUGUGGUUCGUGGACCUCAGGAUUCAGAGAGAGAGCAUUCUAACCCGAGGAGUCUUCAUAAAACUUUCGGCCGAUUGAGACACAGAACCUGCGUCACUUCGCUAGAAGUAGUACAAGAUCAAACUACAUAAGUGUAAACUAAACGAGCUACUGGUAUGUCCAGUGUUAGUUAAAUAAAUAAUUACUGAAAGUGCAACAAGUCUUGAAGUGGUGUACGUGAUUGUAGCAUAAGGAUCUUCCUGCCGUUCACAAUCCAGGCCCGUAUCACCCUCGAUAGGAACUCCUCUCUACCAUUAAGGAGCAGAACCCAGCUACUCCCGACUUUCCCUACUUGCGAGACGCCUUAAUAAUCGUACAGAAGACCCCUUGCCUACUACCACCAGCAACCAUUAUUCUCCUCCCUUCCCACAUAACUUCUCAACGUCCACGAGACAGGGAAGGAGGGCAGUGUAACUUCAGUGGAGACGUCCAGGAACACGGCGCAGGUGAGCCGCAGCACAGGGAAAGGAAGGGAUACUGGCGAAGGACAGCCACGAGUGGCGACCAACGCAUAGUGUAAAUUUGACAAUGAAGAGGAUGGCAGUUGUAAGCGGCAACUAACAGUGGUGCACUCAAGGUCAGUUAUAAGGUAUCACUAUAACCAACUGCAUCAUCCCAGGCAUGAACAUUAUACGAGUGGUGUACACUGAGCAAUAUGACAAGAAACGAGAAAGCCCGUGACAUAUUCUGGGCAAAAACAGCCAGGCGUGACCACCAUAGCAACUAGUAAUUUUUGGACGACGAACAAUAUGUGAUUGUCGUCACAUCACCAUCUUAGUAUUCAAGGUCAUUCCAAGUAGAGUUAUAGCAGUGAAAUAUAUAAAUAGGAGAAUGAUGUGAUGCGGUCACAGUUUUGUGCACGCGCAGAUGGCGAUAAAAGAUGACAGACACUUAGAACAUGCCUCGCGAUACAAUACUUUAUCGCUACCCAUUAACCUUCCCAUUAACCCUUUUAUCUUUCUCUUUAAAUACAACACUGCAUCAACAUCUCAUUCAGUCAUGUAUUAUCACGACACUUGCUGCCACUACAAAGCAGUCUGCAACUGUUCUCGCUGUUGGACGGAGUUCGCUCAGUGUCCCACUUCAAACCUUUGUGCCGACAACACUCUACGCCAACAAGCCGCCGGAAUUCUUCUUCCUCAUCAAUCUCCGUUUGACGAUACAGACGAUACAACCGAACAACUUUUCGGCCAAGAGGAAGUUACAACAUACAUUGGCUCUCUUCGGGUAAGAACUGCAAAUGUCACUAGUUUGGACAGAUCAAUCAUCCAACAAAUCCAAAUGGCCAACAUUCACAACACCAGCGGGGAAAACGAUAACACUUCCCCCAAGGAGAUAUAUUCUCUUUGGAAAUAUCCUCAGCCCACUGACCCAGGAACUUCUACAGGAAUAUUCGGCCCACCUCCGGGAACAUCAUACCCUCUCCAAAGCACCGGAACCCCUAGCCCGCCUAAACUCACACCUACAAAUUCUCCAAGUCCACAUCGACCAUCCACCCCAAUCGGAGAUGAACCUCAUCAUAUCACUCACAAACACAUCCAGCAGAACAGUCCGCCAAGCAAUCUUCCUAGCCGCCAUACGUAUACUGGGGAUAACUCCAUACACGAUGUUGAUACAGGAAGGAUCAACGAAAGAGCCUCUGUUAUCAUACUCAACAAACGACGCAUCUCAAGUGAUAACAGUCCUACUAGAAACCAAACUAAACAAAGAAGAACUUCUAACGUCGACACAACCGACAAUGGACAUCUUUACCACUCCGAUGACAGAACUACUUCGCCAUCACCGCCCAGCACUCCUUCAAACACAACUGGAAACGAUGAUCCGAGUGGAAGCCCUCCCAUCGACAUCCAACCAACCAACCACAACCUCUCCAGAUCUAUACUACACCUUCAUCCUCCACAAAACAACAUUCGAUGCCCUCCCACCAACCUCCAAAAAGUCCCCCACAUUUGCAACAUUCGACCAUGGAGACCACAUCCACAUCGUCUUCUCCGUCCGCCAUUCAAACAACGUCUCCCGUCACGUCAACUCCAUCCUAUCUUUCCUUAAAACAGGCUUGUCUGGAAAUGCAGAAGCUCAUACAAGCCUUCAACUCAUCCGCUACACAACCAGAUUCAUUUCAUAUCUCAUCCGUAAAGGUAUCUCAACAUUCAACAAGUAUGGAAAUAAAUCCCUUUCCAUCAUCAAGCCAAUCCUAGAUGCUCUUGCGAAAUAUGACAUCACUGAUUCAUCAGCCGACAACAUGCCAUGUCAGCAAUAUGUGGAAGAAAAAAAAGACCAUUCACAAGGACAACCUCACACAACGGACCAACUAACACCGGCAAAUCGCUGCUUAUGAACAUCCUCCUCUCCGAUACAAAUCCAACCCGAGUUGCCCGAGAACGAGACAAGUCCAACUUCCACUUGGAUCAACUUCCUAACGCAACGAGUGUCGUCUUUGAAGAACCCAUUAUUGACCAAACCACCGUCGGCACAUGGAAACUCUUGUUGGAGGGAGCACCAAUCCCAACCGACAUGAAACACGCCGACAAAGAGUUAUCAAUCGCCUUCCGAUCUUCAUCACCACGAACCAAGACAUAUGGAAUUGGGUCGGUACAGACGACGUCAACCCCAUAAAACAGAGGAUAUUUGUGUUCCAUCUCAAAGUUACGAUAUCCUCCUUGAUUUCGCAACAAGCUCAAAUUCCCCAGCCUCCAAACAUCAUCACAAAGCAAGACAUAUACGCACUAUUCCUCCAUCAUCUCCAAUAUAUUCACGACGAAUAUACAGCUCUUCUCCAAUCCCUUCCCAGCUAUCCACGAGCCAUCGAUGUGUCAGAGCUACCCUAACCCCUUGGGGCACAACACAGAAGAAUUGUUCGCCGGCUUGGUUUUCGUUGGAGAAGGACGAGGGAUAAUAGAAAAAAAAAUUGAUUGAAUGGCAUAACAC